Thunnus maccoyii (southern bluefin tuna) is the source of this 2538-nucleotide messenger RNA. Its product is annotated as GRAM domain-containing protein 4-like. The record is from RefSeq and is a predicted model, not a curated record. Gene Ontology annotation, biological process: negative regulation of toll-like receptor 9 signaling pathway; apoptotic process. Bases 252 to 2012 code for a protein of 586 amino acids. Lineage: Eukaryota; Metazoa; Chordata; Actinopteri; Scombriformes; Scombridae. The transcript is spliced from 19 exons.
CGGGUGCACGUCACCCCGCCCUCAGCUUUGAUUGUUGUCCGGUCAGCUGGAGAAACACGACCCGGUUCUUACCUCCCGACACCUGGACCACCUGCCGGGGCAGCGGAGGGACGCAGCGGGGCAGAGAGCAGGCGGGUCCGGGUUGAAGCGGGUCCGGACCUCCGGGAGAGACACACGGAGGGAGAGUGUGCUUCUGUUCACGCGCUGCUGUCGGCCAUGUUCAGAUAGAGGCCGGCUCCGCAGCGUCCACCAUGCUGAAGCGUCUGGACAAGAUCCGGUUUCGGGGCCAGAGACGGGACGAGUUCCUGGAUCUGGUCGAUUCGCCCAACACGUCCGACACAGAAUGCAGCGAAGACGCCGUGAUGAAACCUCGCAGCUCCAUCAGAGAGCCGGAGGAGCUGAGGGAGGCGGAGGGCGAGCUGCAGAGUGACGCUCAGGCUGGUCCAGGAUCAUUUUCUGCAGCUCUGCAGGACGAACCGAGGACAGAUCUGAACGAGGUCAAAGCUCACCUAGAGAUCGCCUUGUUAGAGAAACACUUCUUACAGGAGGAGCUGAGGAAACUGCGAGAGGAGUCCAACGAUUCGCUGAAACAGGAGCUGGAGAGGGAGCGCUGCAGAUGCACCGACCUCGAACAGAAGAUCAACGAAGUCCUGAAGACCAGAGUUGAAGAUUCACCGUCUCAGACACCUAAAGCUCCGCCCCCUCCUGCACCUGCAGUCAGCAGCACAGACAAACAGAAGGAAACUCUGUCCAACAGCUUCCUGAAAUGGCUUUACGAUCGCUUUGGCGUUUACAUCGAAGACUUCCGCUUCCAGCCGGAGGAGACGACGGUGGAGACGGAGGAGCCGCUCAGCGCCAAGAGGUUGACUGAAAACAUGAGACGGCUCAAACGAGGAUUCAAACCUGUGACCAACUUCAUGAGGAACCUCUCUGCCUUAUCCAGAUGGUACUCCGUCUACACGUCGGCCAUCGCCUUCUUUAUCUACAUGUACGCGGCGUGGCACGGAUGGACCAUCCCCAUGUUCCUGUUCUUCGCCAUCCUCCGCCUGUCUUUGAAUUACCUCAUCGCCAGAGGCUGGAGGAUCCAGUGGAGCAUCGUACCUGAAGUCUCGGAGCCCGAGGAGCCUCCUAAAGAAGACCUGACGGUGUCGGAGAAGUUCCAGCUGGUUCUGGACGUCGCUCAGAAAGCUCAGAAUCUUUUUGGGAGGAUGGCCAACAUCCUGGAGAAAAUAAAGAAUCUGUUCAUAUGGGUUCAGCCUGAGUUGACUCAGAAGCUGUACGUUGGUCUGUGGUUGGCCUUCAUCUCUUCCUGCCUGCUGCCGUACAAACUGCUGGGAUUCAUCAUAGGUGUGUAUGCAGGUAUUAAGUUCUUCAUCAUCGACUUCAUCUUUAAGAGUUGUCCCAAGCUGAGGCAGCGCUUCGACACUCCGUACAUCAUCUGGACCAGUUUACCCACCGACCUGCAGCUGAAGGAACGCAGCAGCAGCACGCUGAGCAGACGGGUUGCUGCUGCGGGGGGCCGAGGCAGCGUCAGUGCUGCAGCUCCUCUGGGAGUGAGCCGGGACGACGAGGGAGGACGAUACUACAGCACCAAGAGAGGAGCCUUCCACGAGGUGUUCAACCUGCCGGAGAGUGAGCGGCCCCUGCCAGUGUGUGAGAACGGUUGGCGCUGCUGCCUCAUCAACAGAGACAGGAAGACGCCAACAGACUACAUCCGCAACGGAGUCCUCUACGUCACCGAGAAUUACUUGUGUUUCGAGAGCUCCAGCUCCAGGUCUGGAUCCUCCAAGAGGAACAAAGUCAUCAAACUGCUCGACAUCACCGACAUCCAGAAGUACAAAGUGUUGUCGGUGCUGCCUGGUUCUGGGAUGGGUAUCUCCAUAGCAACACCAUCCACCCUGAAGCCGAUGGUGUUUGGAGCGAUGAUGCACAGAGACGAGGCCUUCGACGCCAUCUUCACUCAAUACAUGAAGAUUGUUGCCAUGGCUACAGCCACCAACCCAGAAACAUAAUAACACUGAACUCUUUAUCACCAGUGACAAACAGCUGCUGACUGAUCGGGGUGAUCUCAUCAGUCAUCAAACGAAACAAUUCAAGGAUAUUAAAUCAGUGAUUGAAUCAGCUGAUCCACAACCAAUCACAAGUUUUACAGAAAGCUCCAACAAACUUUGUGUCAUGUCUGAAACCAGGUUCUCACUAAGCCAACUAAAUUGGUAAACACGUCUUUUUCUCUCUGUUUCGGCCUCCGUCCAGACUAAAACGUUUUUCUCCCCGAAAACAGAGUUUUGUAAAACUGUCGUCAUAUCACUGACAACACAGAUGGUGGCAGUAGCGCAGCGUUUCAUUGGAGAAGGAAGAAGAAGAAGAAAUACAACAAAACACGGCGUGUUUCUCUUCGAAAACAGCGCUUUGGAAUAUAGCUAAUGUCUAAUUUUUAGUCUACAUUAAAGGACGGUUCACCAUCUCUCAAGUGUGUGUUAAACCAGCAGUCAGGUUUCCAUAGUAACAGUAAUGUAAUCAUUCCUCCUGUUCAUACUG